AUUAUAUAUAUGUUCGUGUAUAUCUGUUGAGUGAAAAGCAGCCGCAGAUGUGUGAAAAGAAUCAGUUAAAUGACAAUUGCUGCAAAAUUGAAAACUAAUUCGAAGGUGCAAUUGAAAUAGAAAAGAAACUGCAAAUGAUAUAAUUUCAAGUGAAAAGUGAACAUAUGAAUACUUGCUGAAUUGAGUUAUAAAUAGAGCGAGAGAGUGAGAGCGAGAACGGGAGCGAGAGCAUGGAAACUACAACAGAUGAGCAGAGCGUGGGUGCGUCCAGGCAACAGCAGCUGCGACAGCGACGCCAGCGGCGCAGCCAGCGCGAGCAGACGCCUGAUGCGAGCAAGCAAUAUGCAAAGGACAAUGCUGAGCCACAGGCUCAACACAUUAGGAUGCAGAUACGUCCGCCAGGAGCGCUGUCUGCACAUGAAAGCAAAAUACUGAGAAGACGAGACAAGAGCUUUGCCAGCUCCGCGCAGCGCAGUCAGUCGCAGCCUAGAGAGGCGGAGAAGCUGAGCAAUCCGCUGGCGCAGCAGCUGAUGAAGCAACAGCGCAGUUUGUCCUCGCCGCGCCACAAGGAGGAGUCCAGUGAGAGCGAGCUAACAGGCAGCUCCCAGUCCUACACGCAGCAGCAGCAGCAGCAGCAGCAACGUCAAAACGAGACUCUGACACGCUUGGAGCAGAACAUGCAGCGCUUUGAGGAUGAGCGGCGUAGAUUCGAAACAGAGAAGCGUCUGUUUGAGCGCGAGAAGCGCGAGCAUAAGGUGCGCCAUCGCCAGCAGCUGGACUAUGAGGAGCGCAAGCGUUUGCUGCAAAGCUAUCGCAAGAUCAGCGACAGUUUCCAGCUGCCGCAGGAUGAGCAGGAGCGUCAGCGUCUGGUGCAGAGCUUGCGCCUGCAGCGCCAUGAGGCGCCCACAGUGCGUAUGCGCAAUCGCAGCAGCGGCUACGAGGAGUCCUCGACGCAGUUUAGCUCCUCCGAUGCGGAUACAGCAGAGGAGCUAACAGCGAGGCAUAAGCCAGCCUAUAUAGCUGCCAUACGUGGUGCACCACCGCCAGCACCACUGCCAGCUAAACCAGAACCACCGCCACAGCCACCGGAACGUCGCGCCGUAAGUCGCAACAAUUCAUUGUCGCCAGUGCGGCCGCAGCGACGCUCCAAGACGCCCGAACAACGCGCCGAGCAGCAGCUGCGCAAGUCGGAGUACAUUGAAGUGGGUGAAACACGCGACGUGGUUGACUGCAAGCCAAAGCUAAGCGAGCGGCAGCAACGGGACGAGCUGCACAAAGCCUAUAUGGAAGCAUCAGCUAGAGCUGCUGCAGCUGAAGCAGCCUUGGCUAAAAGUUUGCGACGCAGCAACAGUCUCAAGCUGCCGGAGGAGCAGCAGCAGCCCAGCAAGCAGGAGAGCAAACGCAGCAGCAGUCUGGAGCGUGUCAAGCGAGCCAAGCGCACGCCCAGCUUAGAGCGUCCUAAGCUCGAGAAGCCCUGCGUGCCAGACGAGCCAGCGAUGGAAGAGCCAGCAGCAGAACCAUUGCUGGUAGAAACAGAGAUCUCUAAGCCUCCAACAUUGCUGCAGCGUCUCUUUAGACGCCAGCCCAAAGCGCCACCCACUGUAGAUACCAGUGUGGUGGCAGUCUCUUCUGACGAGCCUGUCACACGCUCCUGGCUCUGGCACUUUUGCUCGGAAGCAGCGCAUGAAUGGCGGCGCCUUAAGCUCGACUAUCCACAGCGUCUGCUCGAGCUGCGUCAAGUGCGCAACGUUUGCUUCUCUCACACAAUUCUGCUCACACUAUUGCUGGGAUUUGGUGGUUUGGUCUUUCGCUAUACGGAGGGCACGUCGGAAAACAUUUACAAGUGUGAGGUGCGCAAGGUGAAGCGCGACUUUAUCGACAAUCUCUGGGAUUUUAGUCAUAACAUGAGAGAGGAUGACUGGAAGUCCUUGGCACGCACCAAGUUGCGCAAGUUCGAGGAUGAGCUCAAUAAUUUAGCGGAGCUGGGCUUGCGUCGCUAUCCGGGUCAGAAGUCGUUCAACUUUGUCAACUGCAUCAUUUUUUGCUGGACCGUUAUCACCACCAUAGGUUACGGUCACAUCACACCCAAAACUCCAUUGGGACGCGCACUGACUAUUGUUUAUGCCAUCAUUGGCAUACCCAUGUUCCUCAUUGUGCUGGCGGAUCUGGGCAAGCUCUUCACGCGCAGCAUCAAGUUCCUUUGGGCCUAUGUGCGACGCUUGUACUACACGCGCUCCUGUCGUCGCAUACGCCACCAGCAGCAGUACCGCGAUGCCAUGACUGGCUUCAAUACCGUCUACGACAUGGCCAUACGACGUCCGAGCCAGUUCUUUGGCAUGAUGGAUGCAGAAUCUGCGCACCAGGAUGCAGAGGCGGGCAAGUCGCUGGGCACUUCACAUCCAGAGACGCCAACGUCGCCAUAUCCGGAAACAUUUGAAGUGGACGAUGAGUUCAAUUUGCCUGUAUCGGUUGCGACUAUACUACUCAUCAUUUAUUUGCUGCUGGGCAGCGCUGGCUACACGGUGCUCGAGCAUCCCAAUUGGACUUUCAUGGAUGCCUUCUACUAUGUGUUCAUCUCCAUGUCAACAAUUGGCUUUGGCGAUCUGGUGCCCAGUAAUCCGUUCUUCAUGAUGAUCAGCAUGAUUUAUCUGAUGUUUGGUCUUGCGCUCACCUCCAUGUUCAUCAAUGUGGUGCAGAUCAAGCUGAGCGAUCACUUUAAGCGUGCCAGUGCCAAGGUGCGCGUUACCAUUGGCAUGGCCAGCGAAUUUGGCGAUGGCUCGCAGGUGAAAACACCAUCGGAGAUGGCUUCCGUGCAUGGCUCGCGUCUGGGACGCAAUGAAGAGGAUGGCAAUGGCAUAACAGCUGCCACGCCGCCGCCUCUCACCUCCAUCCUGCGUCCAGCACGGCCACUCUCGCCUGCUUUCAGCAACAUGGAGAGUCCACCGCCUUUGAUGCCCAGGCGCCAGGAACUGCAGCCGCCUACGCCAGCCGAGAGCGAGAAGAAGAAGAAGCAUCGUUUCUUUUAAGCCGCUUAUGCUGUGUAAUGCAUUUGAAGCGUCCUGGCCACCUGAACAAUAUACUUAAGUUAAGCAAAUUGCAACAAAAACCAAAAUGACAAAAUUAGUUGCAAAAUCGAAUUUAUGCACUACUAAGAAACAAAUUUAUUUAUUAUUCUAAAUGAUGACUAUAGGUUAAGUUAAAUAUUAAUAAA
This is a messenger RNA of Drosophila busckii, 3211 nucleotides long. RefSeq names its product CG34396. The transcript has 3 exons. The record is from RefSeq and is a predicted model, not a curated record. Gene Ontology annotation, molecular function: potassium ion leak channel activity. Lineage: Eukaryota; Metazoa; Arthropoda; Insecta; Diptera; Drosophilidae. Gene Ontology annotation, cellular component: membrane. Gene Ontology annotation, biological process: potassium ion transmembrane transport; stabilization of membrane potential. Bases 231 to 3026 code for a protein of 931 amino acids.